AUGGUACCACGCAGCGUCCGAUCCGAGGCAAAUCAAGUCUCUUCACGGAAUUCAUCAUCACUAUAUGAUUGGAGAGACGUACAGACUGCACUCUCAAGCUCUUCUGCCAGCCAGUCAACACGUCAAAGCACCCGCAAGACCAGCAACACAACGCCAUACGUGACCAAAGAAAACGCCCAAGAAUACGCGCGCACAAGCACCAUGCUCGUAGGCCCCAAACACACACCCUCCCACCUCCACACGCACCUCUUGACUCAACAUUCUGCCUACUUCCGCGCCGCCCUGCUUGGCCCCUUUAUCAAAUCCAGCACAAGCAGCAUCACCCUCUCCGACAUAUCACCCAGCCACUUGUCACUGCUAGUAACGCACCUCCACACCACGCACAUACCGCACCCCCUUCAAAGACGGAAAAAACCCGCCUACUACACCCUGUUGCAUACCUACGCGCUCGCCGACCGCCUCGGUCUCGAAGCCGCCCGCAACGCCAUCAGCACGUUAGCCGACACCACAAACAGUGUGCCUACGCCAUCGGCAUACCUGGGUCCUAAGACGGAUCGGCUGGUUGAGGGACAUCCGGAGGAGUGGCAUCCGCGUGUAGUAGUCAAGUGA
Bipolaris victoriae FI3 is the source of this 609-nucleotide messenger RNA. RefSeq lists its product as hypothetical. The coding region runs from base 1 to 609 and encodes 202 amino acids. The record is from RefSeq and is a predicted model, not a curated record. The transcript is spliced from 4 exons. NCBI's taxonomy places the organism in Eukaryota, Fungi, Ascomycota, Dothideomycetes, Pleosporales, Pleosporaceae. Gene Ontology annotation, molecular function: protein binding.